Porites lobata is the source of this 5612-nucleotide messenger RNA. The record is from the annotation of a GenBank genome assembly. Lineage: Eukaryota; Metazoa; Cnidaria; Anthozoa; Scleractinia; Poritidae.
AUGAGAAACACAUCUGAAGAAAGCUUAAGCAACGAAACUGCUUCAUAUUAUUCUUUCUCGUCAGCUUUCGCGAUUCCCGUGUUGUCAUGUUACAUAAUAAUUAUUGCAGUAGCGAUUGUUGGCAAUUUAUUGGUUUGUUGCGCGAUAAUGGCGGACAAAAAUCUACGAAACAAUCCCACGGCACUUCUUCUACUCUCUUUGGCGUUCUCAGAUUUAAUCACAGUAACGGUUGUAGCUCCACUGGACUUAGAAAUGUUUUUUGUACGCGGUGUCUGGGUUCAUGGGGAACUUAUGUGCGAGAUCUUUACCAUAAUAUUCCUCACUUCAGUGCCGACUUCUAUUUGGACCCUCCUCAUCAUAAGCAUUGAGCGUCUCAAGAACCUCAGCGAUCCUUUGAACCACUUUCGUCGUUCUCCUUUCAUGACACGUAAACGAUCACUCAUUGCCAUAAUCUUUAUUUGGCUUUAUAGCGUUGUCUCUGCUGCAAUUCCUUCGAUGGGCUGGAGAAAUGCUCCUGGCGAAUCACUUAUUUUUAAAGGGGUUUGCUGGUUUCCUCUCAAGAGAGCUUACUCUGUACUCACAGCGUUCCUUAACAUAUUUCUACCAAUAAUCAUCACCACUGGUAUUUAUAUCAAGAUUUAUCUAAUUGCACGUCAGCGAACAAGACCCGAGUUAGUUGGCCGUAGACUUCCCUUCGUACAAGAGAAUAAAACUUAUUUAGGAAAUAUGAAAGCAGCUAAGACUAUCGCCAUGUUUAUUGGCGUUUUCUUUUUUUGUUGGCUUCCCUAUUCAACGUAUAUCAUUGUCAUCAGCCUGUGUCGCUCAUGCUGGUCAUUGUUUCCCGGAAGAGAAGAUGAAGUUUUCAGCUUUCUUCUGAUGUGUGGCUAUCUUACUUCGGCCCUCAAUCCCUUUGUUUUUGCACUCCGAAACGGAAGCUUUAAAAACACCUAUUCAAAACUGUUAAGCUCAGCUUUAUCAAAGUCACCCUUAAACGCCAAGCGUGACCGCAGGUUGUCUUCUUUGUCAGAGCUCACCUUUGCGUCUGAAAUUCCAGAUUUAUCUGAUAGGGAUGUUCAACUCCAACGGAUACGACCCUCUGAAACUGAAUUGCAAAUCACUGAAAUCAUACUUCAGAAUACAAGUGAUUAGAAUAUGAGUGUGUGAGGAGACAUUUGUUGCCUUACAGGCCAGUAGUUUCCUUGAAAUUAGGCGUUUUUCUCGCAAUGCACAAGGAAUAACAUGACAUUGCGCCUAGAAAAUAGUUAUACUCAGUAUUGGUAUGUAUUAGUAAUAAUUUAAAAAAAUAAUAAAAAAAUAGUUAUAAAAAUAGGGAAAUACUUAAAAGAAAUUCAGUUAUCGAAACUGAAAUAGUAGGUGUUUCGAGAGCUGACCCAGUAUUCGAGUUACAUACUGCUUGACACCACAGUGGCUUAGAUCGCCCAACGUAGCGCGCUGAAGAAUGACGUGCGAGCUAGGUAUAGUUUUAAUUUUUGCUGGGUUAUGAGUUGAGCCGUGGCCAGUUGGUUCUGUCAUUGUGUUUUUUUACAGUCCUUGUUUAUCAAAUCAUUUCAAAUAUUUUACCAUGUAUUUCUUAGAUUAUUAAAUUUGUUUUCAAAGUAUAUUUGAUAGCAGAUUUUUUUGACUAAUUACGAGUUAAACCAAGGAGUUUAGUCCUGUAAAACUUGAAUUUUUCUUUAUACUCUGGUAAACUAUCUAGUAGAAUAUUAUUUUCUUUGAUCGAGUUUAUGAGUCCUUUUUUUUGUUGCUUUCCGACGCGAAUUUCUUGAUGGGAAAAAGUAUAAUUUGGGUUCAAGUGCUUUGACACUAUACCUGUACUGAAAUAUUAAAGAAUCACAAGUUUAGUCUUUUCUGGAUCAGUGACUAUUUUAUAUAGAUUUGGUAUAAUAAAUAAAGUGACCGUGAUGGUCUAGCGAUAAAGUUACAUAAAAACCGUUGUAUUUUUCAAACACCUGGCCUGUUAAAAGCAUGACAGACAGACAUUCGUGGUAGGCCACAUGAAUAUUUUACAUUUAUCUCCUAAAUCGCAAGCAUUCUAUCCAAAUUGAAAAUUAAAAAAUAAAGUUGUUUAGACUAGACGUAACGUAGGUACUGUGGUGUACCACAAGGGUUUACCUUAGACCCCCUUAUUUAACAAUUAGUUCAUGCGUCAGCGUGCGUAUGUCGAGGUACUGAGUACGCGCGGAAAGUUUGGAGAACACGAAAGAGGCGUAAGACUUGCUCGAGGCGCAGCCGAGACCAACUAGAGCCUCUUGAAUGCUCUCCAAACUUCCCAAGUACUCAAUAUUUCGACGUACGCACAGCUGAAGCUUGAACUAAUUGUUUUAUAACACUAACAAAGCGAUCAAUGCAGCAGCUAACUUACAUUUUUAUCAUUGUAGAGCGCACUCAAAGCAGUACGCGUCAAUGUUACUUGGCUACAUUUUUUUUACCUCACAGUUGUGUUUUUUCCUUGAAACUGAGUGAUAUAACAUUCAAAAAGAUUGUAAAAUCCAUAUUGAGGUGCCGGAAAACUAUUAAUUUACCAAAAAAUUCUUUGUGAAGGAAAUAUCUUUGCAAGAAUAAUUUGCACACGCCAUAGCCGGCACAACUCGCGCAGAGGCAACAACAACAACACUCACCUCUUUUCCCUUCUAUCGGUUAACAAAUUCAAAAGUUUUCUCUUAAAUGUAUGUCAUAAAACACAUGGUUAAUGCUUCAUCGUGUACUUUUGAGUUAUAGAUACACUUGGGAGACGUCUUGGGAGGAUUGUUAAGCUCACAAGAACUCGAGGUAUAGUUUAUUAACGUCAUCAGCGUGCUCAAUAAGCUUCAAUAGGAAUAUGAAGCACGCUCGCGCUAUUGAAUUUGAUUAGGCGAAUAUUCUAGCUAUGUUAUAAUUUUAUAACGUUGCUCAUUCGUCUGUGAAAUUAUUUCUUCGCCUCUUUCCUGACGAUGACAUCUUUUACAGCAAAACUGCAAUACAAGUACCUUGGAAUUUAUCUACAGCAACCUUUAAAUUGGAAAGAACAAAUUACCGGUGUUAAAAGAAAAUUAGCUAAAAUAUUAGAAUCUUGCAAAAAUUAAAUUUAGACACUUUGAUGAUCUGGCUUGAAUGUUCUUCCCUGACAGUAAAGAGUCACACACUGAAACUCCUCAUUUGAUUUUCUUAAAUUUGAAAACUGCGAUUGUUAAUUUUCCAAGGAGGUAAGCCUGUUAAGAACAAUUGGACAAUUGAACUAGGGGAAUUUGCCUUUCUUAUGAUGUUAGGAAUUAUGCUGAUCUCGGAGGCAGUUAUCAGCCUCGGCCAACUUUCUCCUCGAUCUCAGCCUAAUUCUUUACAUCAUACUAACCCUCAUUCAACAAUUGUUCAUUACUUUAAUCGUAAUUCAUUCGGAAUAUUGUUUACAUCUUUCAAAUAUAAUACGGCGAAAUAUUUCUAUGAAUAAUAAUUAAUCAUCACUAAGCCAAUCAAAACUCUAGAACUGCGUUAUCCAAUGAUUCAGUUAAUAACAACACCAGAUAUGCCUCUAAGGGGUUAUUUUCAUUGUUCCAAAAGUAAGGACCAGCACUGGUGAAUUAAACUUUGCAUGUAACCUCCAAGCUAUGGGAAAUGUCACCAACAAAUUUGAAACCGCUCUCUACUAACAGUUUCAAAACUUACAAUAUAAAAAUGAUCUCAUUCAAUAUCGUUCAUAGUUUGUUAAUCUUUUCCUCUCAGCUUUAUUUUUUGUUAAUUUCCAAACAAACCUAGCUUCUUUUCUUUAAUUAUUACCUGAAUCAUUUUCUUUUUUUUUUUGCACAUUUGAAACUAAGAUUUUCUUCAGAUUUUCUUUCAUAUAUGAUAGUUGUACCUGCAGAAGUUGAUCACAAUUUCUCCUACGUUUUUGUCAUCACUAGUCUUUUACCCCAUGAAUUAUUUCUGUACAUUUUUCUCUAUUUUUUUUGUAUUACAGUAUGAAUAAAGAUUUUGUUGAUGUUGUUCAUGAUACUUUUUGCCUUGAAAGAUGAACCCACGGUACUCCAGCUGCUUAGUCAAUACUUUCUUACGCUUGAGUGGGUGAGUUAAUGAACCCCAUUUGCGCCAACGAUAAAAAUAAUUUGUUCCCAGUAUUGGUACAGACAGACUUCCUUUGCACGCAUGCAAUACACGGAAGGAUUCAUUGCUAUGUUGAAUUAUAUACCGUUAGAGUGAAACUGAAACGUUUUAAUUACACACCAUUUAAUGAACUUGUUAACAGCUGUUCCACACUCAUGGUCCUCUGUUUCAUUCACGGUUUCAUUUGUCUCCGAUAUUGACAUGGCGCUGGUGUUUCAUGCUUGAACAACACAUGAAAGUUUCCGCAUAUAUAACAUAUAAAAGCACCCAAGCCUUAAUCGACUUAAAGUUGCACUUUGAGAUUGCUUAGAAACUGUUCAGCUCGACCUUUAUCGCACGUGCUCCAGCUACAACAAAAGAGUUUUAAAGGAAGAAAAAAGAGUUCAAAAAUCAUGAACAACAGUUCCGUUGACCAAUCAAACGAAGUAUCUCCUCUCCUCGGGCCUUGGUUUCUCUACCCUGUUGCUACAGGUUACAUAUUAAUCGCAGCGGUGGCAGUUAUUGGAAACCUUCUGGUCUGUUUCGCUAUACUCGCCAACAAAAAACUAAGGAGCAAGCCAACGAACCUUUUUCUACUGUCCCUGGCUGUCUCUGAUUUUCUAACCUCAGUUAUAGCAAUGCCGUUCGACAUAGAGUCUUUAAUUCUUCAAGGAGGUUGGAAACAUGGUGCUGUUAUGUGCCUUGCGUUUCUUACCGCCUACCUCAUCACUGUACCCACCUCGAUUUUGACGCUUCUGACCAUCAGCGUGGAUCGCUACCUAAACCUUCGUGAUCCUCUACGCCACUUUCGCCGCACACAGUUCAUGACAAAAAGGAAAGCUUUAAUUCUGAUCGUUCUCAUAUGGCUGUACUGCAUCAUUUUUGCUUUUCUUCCCGUCUUAGGAUGGCCGUUUAUAAAAAGGAGUACGAAAAACGAACUAGAACAAUGCUUAAUUUCCUACAGUGUGUUGUACAACAUCUUGAGCAAUUUUUUGAACUUUGUUUUGCCAUUGGUAACUACCUGUGUGUUUAAUAUCAUGAUGUUUUGUAUUGCUCGCAAGCAUAAUGAUAUUAGUCUCAAUCGGGUUAAAAGUUCCUAUUCGUCCAAAGAUGACGCCAAGGCCUAUGCAAGCAACCUUAAAGCAGCCAAGACAACCUUCAUGUUUGUGGCAGCUUUCUUCUUUUGCUGGCAGCCCUUCUCCUAUUUCAGCAUUGUCAGUAUUCUCUACGGUGAGAAGAACUGGAACCCAUACCCGAGUAAAGUUUUCUAUGUGCUGUUGAUGUUUGGCUACCUUAACUCGGCUCUGAAUCCUUUUCUGUUCGCUUUCCGCAACAGGCAAUUCAAAUCCACGUACGCGAGAAUAUUUACUUUGGUCAAACGCCGCAGUUCAAGAGUGUGGCCUCGAUCCACUCCCUCGCUGAGUACCUUUUCGUCUGAUGUCCCUGAAACUGAUAACAAAGAUGUUCGCCUGCAAGCAGUUCGAAUUAAAGGUACAACGCCAGACCUACCCAGACGAAACAGCACGUCAGCGCAAUAA